ACGUUCAAGAUGGCGACUGUGGCAACCAGUGCCUCUGGUACUCAGAGUGUUGAGUCUUCGGCAGCGGCCGCGGCCCCGGGCAACAUCCGCAGCAGCAGUUUUCAGAGGAGGGUUCCCAAAGCUGGUGGAACCGAAAGCAGCGGCCCCCGCCUGGUGUCCAUUGCGGGCACGCGACCAUCGGUGCGGAAUGGACAACUGCUGGUGUCAACCGGGCUCCCAGCCCUGGACCAGCUCUUAGGUGGAGGUUUAGCCGUUGGAACAGUUCUUCUGAUUGAGGAAGAUAAAUAUAAUAUUUACUCACCUAUGCUCUUCAAGUAUUUCCUGGCUGAAGGAGUUGUCAGUGGGCAUACUCUGUUGGUUGCAUCUGCUAAAGACGACCCUGCUGACAUUUUGCAGGAGCUCCCUGCACCAUUACUUGAUGACAAUUCAAAAAAGGAACUUGAUGAAGAUGUAUCUCAUGAAACAGCAGAAAAUAAUACAAAUAUGAAGAUAGCUUGGCGUUACCAAUUACUACCCAAAAUGGAGGUUGGACCUGUGUCAUCUUCAAGAUUUGGUCAUUAUUAUGACGCAUCCAAAAAGAUAUCUGAAAAACUACUUGCGCUUUCAAAAUGGCAUGGAUUUUUUCUUCCAGAAAGAGUGUCUUCAACCCUUAAAGUAGAACCCUGUUCUUUGACUCAUGGCUACAUAAAGCUGCUUCAGUUCAUCCAGAAUAUCAUUUAUGAGGAAGGAUUUGAUGGUUCCAAUCCCCAGAAAAAACAGAAAAACAUUUUAAAAAUAGGAAUUCAGAGUCUUGGAUCACCUUUAUGGGGAGAUGACAUUUGCUGUACAGAAAACUGUGACGGUCAUAGCCUUACCAAGUUUCUCUAUGUUCUCCGUGGACUUCUACGAACCUCUUUGUCAGCUUGUAUCAUUACAAUGCCAACACAUCUUAUUCGGAAUAAAGCAGUUAUUGCUCGUAUUACAAAUUUGUCAGAUACAGUAGUUGGCUUAGAAUCUUUUAUGGGCUCUGAGAGAGAAACCAACCCACUAUAUAAGGAUUAUCAUGGUUUGAUUCAUAUACGGCAGAUUCCUCGGCUUAAUAAUUUGAUUUGUGAUGAAUCAGAUGUCAAAGACUUAGCUUUUAAAUUAAAAAGGAAGCUAUUCACCAUUGAGCGACUACAUUUGCCUCCAGACUUGUCAGACACAGUGAGCCGUUCAAGCAAACAGGAUCUGGCAGAAUCCGCCAAGUUGCUGGGCCCAGGUUGUGGCAUGAUGGCCGGAGGCAAGAAGCACCUGGACUUCUAGAGAUUCCUCCUUAGUGGUUGCAUACAGAAUUAUAUGACACUGUAAUUAUGAUUGCUAACAGCUUGUGUAAAUAUUGUUCUUAAUGGUCUGACCCUCCAAUCCCUGAAAAAAACAGGAUCACAAAAUAGGGCUGCCAUUCUUCGUUUUGUUGGG
This is a messenger RNA of Perognathus longimembris pacificus (Pacific pocket mouse), 1437 nucleotides long. It is a transcript of the gene Elp4, whose product is annotated as elongator acetyltransferase complex subunit 4. Gene Ontology annotation, cellular component: elongator holoenzyme complex; transcription elongation factor complex; cytoplasm. The record is from RefSeq and is a predicted model, not a curated record. Gene Ontology annotation, biological process: tRNA wobble uridine modification. Bases 10 to 1284 code for a protein of 424 amino acids. NCBI's taxonomy places the organism in Eukaryota, Metazoa, Chordata, Mammalia, Rodentia, Heteromyidae. The transcript is spliced from 10 exons.